UUUCCACACUGGACAAAUUAUUAGUUGUAUGUUUUACAUAUGGUGCAUGCUGAUUUUGCACAAAUAACUAGGCACGGCCCUAUCAGUGCCCGCAACAUCACUUCCUGUGCAGGCCAGUGCCCGACGGGGUACUACUCCAGUGACGGGUUUAAGCCCUGCCAGCCAUGCCCGCAGGGCUCCUACCAGCCUGACCCGGGCCGAACGCUCUGCUUCCCCUGUGGAGGGGGGCUGAGCACCAAACGGGAAGGGGCCAGCUCCUUCCACGACUGUGAGGCCAAAGUCCAGUGCUCUCCUGGGCAUUACUACAACACCACGGUUCAUCAGUGUAUUCGCUGCCCUCUUGGCACAUACCAGACUGAGUUCCGGCAGAACUACUGCAUCUCCUGCCCUGGCAACACCACUACCGACUUCGAUGGAGCUCACUCUUGCACCUCCCAGUGCAAGAAUAGGGAGUGUGGGGGAGAGAUGGGCGAGUUUACUGGCUAUAUUGAGUCGCCCAACUAUCCAGGAAACUACCCCGCCAACGUGGAAUGCACCUGGAACAUCAACCCCCCGCCAAAACGCAAGAUUCUCAUCGUAGUGCCCGAGAUAUUCCUGCCCUCAGAGGAUGAGUGUGGAGACGUACUGGUCAUGAGGAAGAACUGGUCGGCCAGCUCCAUCACCACGUACGAGACGUGCCAGACGUACGAGCGGCCCAUCGCCUUCACCGCCCGCUCCCGCCGCCUCUGGAUCAACUUCAAAUCCAACGAGGCCAACAGCGCCCGCGGCUUCCAGAUCCCAUACGUCACCUACGACGAGGACUAUGAACAGCUGGUGGAAAACAUUGUGAGGGAUGGAAGACUCUACGCCUCUGAAAAUCACCAAGAAAUCCUCAAGGACAAAAAGUUGAUAAAGACCCUGUUCGAUGUGCUGGCCCACCCACUCAACUACUUCAAAUACACGACCAGGGAGUCCAACGAGAUGCUGCCCCGCUCCUUCAUACGCCUCAUCAGCAGCAAAGUCUCAGAAUUCCUGCGGCCAUACAAGUAGUCCCCGGGUCCGCCCUCCCCCAACGCCACCAGGCCCCGCCCCAUACCUGCAGGGCUCCUAGCAACAAGACAACACGGAACUUUUACUUUCUCCAGCGGCUUUGAAAACAUACUUCACUAUGCAGACUUUCAUGUUUGGCUUUGUUUUUUGUUUUUUUUUCUCCCGCUCCUCCCUCCCUCCAAUCUGCCACUCACAGCAGAGCUUUGCCCAUCAAAAUCACAUCACACGUAGACUCGGUUAGACUUUUGCGUCCCGUAUGAAUAUUUGUGUUUAUAUGUUGUUUGUCUGUUUGUUUUUGUUUUCAUUAUUUUUCCUUCCUGAGAAGAAACCCCCCCACUGAGCAUUUGGCUGCUAUUUGCAGAUGGGUCCACUGUCCCAAUAAUCUCUUAUUACAGUAAUAAGGGAAUAUUAAACAUUUCAAAAGAAAUGUCUUGCUUAGCCAGGGUGAGGGAGAAGCAAAGUGCUUUUCUUUUCAUUGAACAUCUAGGAAUACUUUGCCAACCAAGCAGUGAUGAAUUAUUAUGAAUUAUGAAUAUUAAGAGAUGAAUGUAGUGGCCAUUUGGUAAGCCCUAUGAAUGGGAUCUACACCUGGCAAGUGAGAACAGGCCUCCCUAAAAGAGUGGCUUAUUAUGGAUAUACAGCCACCAGUUUGGGCCCAGCUCCAGCUGUUACCAAAUCCCAACUCAUUUAUCCUUUAAUAAUUUUACAACAUUCUAUGACCUCUACCAUUCUCUCCUGAAGUAGGGUCUUUUUUUCAUUUCAUAGCAUUCAAAGCCAAAUGUUACGAGCUCUUAGAGCAAUUUUCUUAUUAAGAUAUUGCUGUUAAAACAGUUGAUUUUUUGUAUCUGUUCGGUUCGUUUGUGUUGUAUUAUUGUCUGUUGCUUACUUUUAGAACAAUUAUUUUAUAUUCCAAUUAACUAACUUAUCAAAGCGAAAAAAUAUAGGAUUGUUUUUUUUUUGUUUGUUUUUUUUCGAACAUAAAAUGAGAAAAUCUUUGGGAAAAGAAAACAGAGCUGUAUGUGUGGGAGCAGUGCUGUCAUAGCACUCCACACUGUGAAAGAGGCCGAGAGACGUCUUUGCUGCUCGCUCCGAAAGGUCACUUUAAAACUUCGAUCUCGUCUUUUGACCUUGCGUUUUAGCCUCCUUCCCUCAGGAGGACCCCCCCCCCCCCCCCCCCCCCCCUCCUGUUUCUUCACGAGGAAAAAAGCAUCGUUGUUAUGAAAGGCUGCAUUUAAAGUGGCGAUUAAAGGAUAGACCGGAUUCUGGCACACGUACGCAGGUCAGUUAUCGAGGACGGUCAAGCUACGAUCCCAGGACCGUGAUAACGAGUUUAUUUUGCGUGCUGAGAAAGGAAACUCUUUCUAUGGUAAACCGGUUUCGUUGUUUUCAGUGAAUGUUGUAAUUGACGAACGGACUUAGACGAGGGUUGUGCCCGAGGGUUGACUUCCCCGGAGCACGACCCUAAACUACGUACUGCCCUCCUUGCCCCCCUCACUCCCUAAUUCCAAAGACAUAACUUCUCCCCUUCCCUAUAUCUCAAAAAUAGUCUGUCCCGUUAAAGCCAGCUCUUCCAAAGACUGCCCCCCAUGGCAGGACAAAUGAUUAUCUUGUGCACUAGAUCAAGACUUGUCACCCUACCUUUGUUGUAUGUGCAAUGAAUUUAGUCUCCAUAUGUCCUUUUCUGUGCAUAAAAAAACCAAGAACAAUAUUUAAAACUGCCAAAACUGUAUAAUGGAAUGUCUUCAUUUUAUGUUUUGAAAGAAUUUAUUCUUAGGAGUAAUUAUAAGAUAUAGUGACUAGUUUUUGAUUUUGCCUUUUAAAAAAGAAAAGAAAUCUUGCAUCCCUUACACUGAAAUUCACAAAAAAGAUUGAAUAAUCAGCAAUGUAAUGUACAUAAAUGUAUUUCUGAAUCGACACCAGUUAUAUUUUGAGAACGACUCCCUCUGUAAUUGUUUUUGAGAUGCCCUUUGAACAGAACAUUGAUUUCUGUACUUGUUCAGUAUUUGCUUUCUCACUUUCAGGAGUCAGUUAGUACUUUACACCAGAUCGUUGUUUUCAUUGUGAAUACAGAAGAUGUAACUCUGGGUGGUGCACAAGUACAACUACAUCACCAGCCAGUGACCCGUGUAAAUGAUUGGUGGUUCAAAGACAAAAAGAGGCAAGGAUGUUGGACUCCUGGACAGACAUUUCAGUAGAGGCACAGAUGGUUGUCCUUGUCAUGCUCACCCAUUAGCAGAGAAGCUAUAGUAGGAAUGCCAUUGAUGUAUUCUUUUGAAUGUUCAAAAGGCCAACCUUCAAGUUUUCUUGUUGCUUCCAGUAUUUAUAUCUGCUUUGUUUUUGGUUAUUUCUUCCUACAUAUCACCAUUCAACCCACCCCCCUCCCCCCCCCCCCCCAACCCCGUCUCCUGCCUUGACUCCAUCUCCCCACACCUUCUAUUCAUGCCAUUUCCCUGCAAACUCAAAAUAUCCCCCUCAUCCUUUUCUCUCUGAAACUGAACACAUGGAUGUUUUUUUUUUUGGGUUUGUUUUGUUUUUCUUUUGCUUUUUUAAAUAAGAGUUUGCUAUGAUUUAUCAUAGAGUCGAUAAUGGUAUUUGCACUUGAAAAUUGUUAUUGCUCAUGUAAAAAGUGUCUGGAUUUUGUAUUUUGUCUUUUUUUAAAUGAAUGGAAUUGGUGUUCUUAACCUCG
Messenger RNA from Anguilla anguilla (European eel), 3715 nucleotides. RefSeq names its product signal peptide, CUB and EGF-like domain-containing protein 3. Gene Ontology annotation, biological process: signal transduction. Lineage: Eukaryota; Metazoa; Chordata; Actinopteri; Anguilliformes; Anguillidae. The record is from RefSeq and is a predicted model, not a curated record. Bases 40 to 1029 code for a protein of 329 amino acids. Gene Ontology annotation, cellular component: cell surface. The transcript is spliced from 7 exons.